Molecule: messenger RNA, 657 nt
Organism: Mesorhabditis spiculigera
Lineage: Eukaryota; Metazoa; Nematoda; Chromadorea; Rhabditida; Rhabditidae
Source: the annotation of a GenBank genome assembly
AUGAUUUAUUCCACGCCACGAGCCAAUUUGCGGGACAAAGCUCCGUAUGUAAAAAAUGGUCCCAAGCAGAUCUGGAAGCCACGCAUCGUCAAUUGGAUCUGCAUCAUUUCCUUCCUCCUCGGCUGCUCAUUGGCGUAUCAGGGGUUCUUCGCAGAGGAUAUUUACUACAUUGACGCCGAGGGAUAUCCGAAGCAGACACCGACCGUCGCAAAGCAAAUCGUCUUCUCCAACAAGCUACUCAACAUUUCGGCUCAGGUGUACCCGCUUACCUCACUACUUAUAAUCCUACUUACGUUCUGUCGCCUAGCCUACUAUCGGCUGAAGGGGAAACGCUUAUCGGACGACAAAAGGACUGAAAUCAAGUUGUUCUUGGUUUGCGUUGCUAGUCUCGUGAUACAGUUGGCGCUGAUGGCAUUUGUGCUCUGGGUAUCGCUUCUGAAGUUGACGUCUACACUACAGGGGAUCGUGUUGAACGUCGUCUCCGAUUUCUCCACCCUCGGCGAGGCGUACAUCGGGCUGAUCUUCAACGCGCAGCUCCGGAAGCGCUUCUACUCGGUGUAUUUUGAGCGCUGCUUCGCGCGUGUCAUACGCCCGAAGGUGGCCGGUGAGAUCAACGAGAUUUCGCUGCGCACGACGCGGAGCCAAUCGAAUCAUAGA